Theileria equi strain WA is the source of this 1134-nucleotide messenger RNA. RefSeq names its product choline/ethanolamine kinase, putative. NCBI's taxonomy places the organism in Eukaryota, Apicomplexa, Aconoidasida, Piroplasmida, Theileriidae. Gene Ontology annotation, molecular function: ethanolamine kinase activity; choline kinase activity. Gene Ontology annotation, cellular component: cytoplasm. The record is from RefSeq and is a predicted model, not a curated record. The coding region runs from base 1 to 1134 and encodes 377 amino acids. The transcript has a single exon. Gene Ontology annotation, biological process: phosphatidylethanolamine biosynthetic process; phosphatidylcholine biosynthetic process.
AUGGUCUCUGAAUGUCUGUCUCCGAAUACUCUGAUGAGCAACGCCACCGCGGCCAGCAGUUACAUGGUCCGAGUUGAUGACUCUGACGAGUUGAAGGACAUUUGUAUAAAGUACGUCCCGUUCUGGAACAAGUUUGGCCAUGGGGACCUCCAGGUCCACAAGAUCACGAGUGCAAUGACAAACAGGGUCUACAAGGUCCAGGUGAUUGAACCCAGGAAGGACUCGUUGGGGGCACACAAAGUAUUGCUGAGGCUCGUAUACCCGGAUGAGCUUGUCUCCUUCGACCUGGACCACCAAAACGAAGUGCUUGAACUGCUGAGCUCCUAUGAGUUCUCUCCCAGACUUGUGGCGGCGUUUCCGGGAGGACGCAUAGAGCAGUGGCUGGACGGGUACAUACUCUGUACGGGCUCCUUGCAGAACAUUUCGUUACUCACAUCCAUUGCGACAAUCUUGGGCAACUUUCACAGAAUUGUUAGCAUGGUCGCCAAAGAGUCCUGGAGCAGGAGGCCGAUAGUCGAGAGGACAGUUGAGCGGUGGCUCCCACAUGUUAAAGUGGCUGUGCAGCAGCGUGGACUGGAUGUUGAUGUGGACAAAUUAUACAGGGCAUUUGAUAUCUACCAGAAGGUGAUUGCUAAGCACGCCGAGACGUCGCAGUCCUUCUCCAACAAGGUCGUCUUUUGCCACAAUGACCUGCAUCUCAAGAACAUUGUAGCGACCUAUACCGGACUACACUUUAUCGAUUUCGACUAUGCCGGCUUCAAUUAUGCCGGGUAUGAUGUCGCCAACUUUUUCGCGGAGAUGCUAUUCUGCCACGUGGACCAGCCGCCGUCCUUUAAGAUCGAUGAAUCACUUGAGCUCUCCAAGGACCUCAAGGUCCUCUUUGCCAGCGUAUAUCUCUCUGCAGCCACUGGAUCAAAUGUGCUACCAUCUGACUCUGAGACUAUUGACGGGUUUCUGAAAUCAGUCGAGAUUCACACCCUGGGACCCAUGCUCUUCUGGUCACUUUGGGGCAUCCUCCUGGCCGCUAGACCCGAUGCGGACAGUGAUGAUUUCGACUAUCUCGCAUACAGCAAGGUCAAGUUUAGUCUCUUUGAAAAGGUGCUGGAGGAAAGCGGACUGGGAUACGCUCUCUAG